AUGGAAUACAUGGAAUGGGGAAAAGGAUCUAGGAAAACUGGUUGGGUACCAACAAAGGCGAUUCAGAAAGAUGAACAUAGCAUGGAAAAUAUUGAUGAUUUCUUUAACGUUACAGAGACAAGUAGCAUAAUGAAUACUCCGGCUCAGAAAGUAUUCAAUAAAUAUCGAGAAAAUGUAUUGCGACAACAUACUCCAUCAGAAACGAAUCGGCAAAGAACAGUUACAACGUCAAAAUAUCCUGUAAGAAAUUCAUCGCUGAAUUUGGAAAUUCCUCAUAUCAUUCAGGAAGAUGAGAGUGAGUUAAAUAAUAUAAUAGGAAACAAUUUCCAAGAGUCAUAUGAAACUAAUUAUAAUUUGGAAUCUGAAAAUGAGAUAUCUGUGAAUGAUGCAGAUGAUAAACCAAAUGAUUCCAUCAGUAUUCCAGAUCUACGAUCUACUAAUAUCUCAGAUGUCUCCAGAGAGGAAACUUCUUUUAACACUUCUGAGAAUGCUUUACUGGAGGAAGAAAUUGAAGCUAGAAACUCAGAGAUUACUUCUGGAAAUUCAUUUAGUGCUAUCGCCUCACAGGAUAUUGAAGUAGUGCCAGAUGAUGAACAUAUUUCUCAGCACUCGAUAGUUGAACGAAGAUUAAUACGACCAACAGGUCAAAUUAGGAAAUCGAAAAGAAUUAAAAUACCGAAGCUCGAUUACUGGAGAAAUGAGAAAAUUGUGUAUAAAAGAAAUCAUCCACAACAGGUAUUAGAUAUUGAUAAAAUUAUUACAUUUGCAGAAAAACAGGAGAAUAAAAUACCAAAUACCAAACGAUCGACCAAAAAAUUAGAUCGAAAUUGUACAUUAAAAAAUGUUGCAGUGUGUGAUGAUAAGAAUGCUCAAUGGUUAAAAGAUGGAACGUUUAGUAUUAAGUUCCAAAAUAGCUCUGAAAACUCAGAUGCACUUAGUACGACUGUAGCCUUGGCACCGGACUUUCGAGAGGUAAGUAAAACUAAAACAUCCCGAUUUAACAGAUAUACUCUAGAUACACUCUUUGAUGAUCAAAGAAAUUUUUCAAGUGGGAACUUAACACUCCCUAAGGAUGGUAUUAAAUCAGAGGACAAUACAGGAGGGUGCUUUGUUACAUUCCACGUGACAAGAGGUAUUUUAAAGACUUGGAUAGAAGGACAAUCGUUUUUAUGUCCCAUUGGAACAACAUUCCAAAUUCCACCAUUUAAAGAUUAUAAAUUUAAAAAUAUAGAUGAUGGUGAAACCUCUUUAUUUUUUGUCCAAGUUACCACCAAAGGUAAAGUUGAACUUCCAGAAGAAAAUACGUUUGACAGUUCGUCAGAUGAUAUAUAA
Maudiozyma barnettii is the source of this 1332-nucleotide messenger RNA. RefSeq lists its product as uncharacterized. Gene Ontology annotation, molecular function: centromeric DNA binding. The transcript has a single exon. Gene Ontology annotation, biological process: attachment of mitotic spindle microtubules to kinetochore; kinetochore assembly; spindle attachment to meiosis I kinetochore. The record is from RefSeq and is a predicted model, not a curated record. Bases 1 to 1332 code for a protein of 443 amino acids. NCBI's taxonomy places the organism in Eukaryota, Fungi, Ascomycota, Saccharomycetes, Saccharomycetales, Saccharomycetaceae. Gene Ontology annotation, cellular component: kinetochore.